Molecule: messenger RNA, 5443 nt
Organism: Polypterus senegalus (gray bichir)
Lineage: Eukaryota; Metazoa; Chordata; Cladistia; Polypteriformes; Polypteridae
Product: alpha-2-macroglobulin-like protein 1
Exons: 36
Coding region: 78-4454 (1458 amino acids)
Cellular component (GO): extracellular region
Molecular function (GO): endopeptidase inhibitor activity
Source: RefSeq, a predicted model, not a curated record
CUUAGUGAAUAAAUUCGGGCUUCAUUUCUGAUUUCAGCCUUCAGUGUCCAUCACACCUUAGGGAAGAUCACUGCUAAAUGGCAACCAUGUGGAAGGUGGUUCUUUUGCUUUGUCUGCAACUUCAUGGCUGUCUGGUUGCAAGUGAGGGAGAAAUGACAUAUGUGGUGACAAUUCCUUCUCAGAUUUUUGGAGGUAGUACUGGGGUAGUAAGCGUCCAUCUCCUUAACCCUAAUGAAACAAUUUCAUUCAUUGUAACUCUGAAGAUGGAAACAGAAAAUCUGACUUUAUUGGAGGAAAAGGUUAAGGAGAAAGAUCUCUACAAGUGCAUUAAAUUUCAGGUUCCACAGGUGAAUGAUGAAUUUGUAGGCAGUAUUGAAGUACGAUUGAAAGGAAAAACAUUUGAGAUUGUAAAUGAGAAAAAAGUGCUUAUUUCCUCAUUAACACCUAUGAGUUUUAUACAGACAGACAAACCGAUCUAUAAACCAGGACAAACAGUUAAAUUUCGUAUUUUUGCUAUUGAUGAAAAUUUUUUUCCAAUUAAUGAAAAGUACACCACAGUGGAACUAAUUGAUCCCCGCUCUAAUCGGAUUGGGCAAUGGCUUAACAUAUCGUCCAAUGGUGGAAUUGUGGAUUUAUCAUACCCCACCACUCCAGAAGCCCCACUUGGAAAGUAUUCUCUAAAACUAUGGAAGGAGGAUGGAAAAAAAAUUGACCAAACAUUUGAAGUUAAAGAAUAUGUUCUGCCAAAGUAUGAAAUUAAGAUUAAUAUGCCAGAAAUAGUAACUAUUGAAGACACAGAAGUCAGUAUUCAAGUUUGUGGAAAGUAUACAUAUGGCAAGCCAGUUAUGGGCACUAUAACAUUAAGUGUCUGCAGGAGUGCUUAUUGGUUUUUCGGAUAUGAUACAAACAAAGACAUCUGCAAGAAAUUUACAACUAAGACUGAAAAAUCUGGCUGUGGAACUCAAGUUGUGGAACUUCAAGAAUUUAAACUGAAUUCCUCAGGGUAUCAAAACUCCUUUAAGGUUGAUGCUGAAUUGACAGAAGAAGGAACAGACGUGAAACUUGAAGAAGGUGGCCUUCUUAAAUUCACUAAUGUCUUGAUUAACGUGGAUUUUGAAGAGACUGACAGUGUCUACAAAGGCGGAAUUCCUUUCAAAGGAAAGAUUAAAGUGACUAAACCGGAUUCCUCUCCAUUGACUAAAGAAAAUGUGUACCUCUACAUGGCUUGGGAUGCUCAAAAUGAGACACUGACUCUUGAGACCGACUCAAAUGGCUAUGCAGUUUUCUCACUGGACACUUCCUCAUGGGGUAACAGUACAAUUAAUCUUCGGGCAUACUACAAAUAUGAACCAGAACCAUAUGUUGAUGGCUUUAUAUUUCCCGCAUAUGGUAAUUCGUAUCUUACUGUAAAUCCAUUUUACUCAAAAAGUAAAAGCUUUCUGAAGAUCCAAGAAACUAAUGAAGUACUAACUUGUGAAACAGAAGCAAAAGUCGUUAUCCGCUAUAUCAUUGAAAUGGAUGAGCUUGAGGAGGGAUCAGAGUUCUUGGAUUUCUACUACCAUAUGGCAGCAAAAGGAAUCAUUGUAAAGAGUGAAAGAAUUCAGGUUCAUCUGAAUAAAGGAGCGGACUCAGAAGGAUUCUUUGAUUUAAAAUUCGCUGUGACAUCCGAUAUAGCACCUUACGCCCAAUUCCUCAUUUACACUAUAUUGCCAAGCGGAGAAAUGAUUGCAGACAGCCAUAAUUUUAAGGUUAAAAUGUGUUUUAGGAAUAAGGUAGAAUUGAAGUUUUCAUCUUCCAGUGAACUUCCUGGGGAUGACACAAAACUGCACUUGCAAGCAAAACCUGGUUCCUUGUGCUCAGUAAGCGCAGUGGAUAAGAGUGUUCUUUUAUUGGAUUCCAGCAAACAGCUGACUGCAAACUCGGUUUACAGCAGGCUUCCAGUUCAAUUGAUGAGUGGCUACAAUUAUCAAGCAUAUGAUUAUGAGCCAUACCCCUGUGAAAACCAUGUCCUGCGCACUCUGCAAAAACGCUCCAUGUACUAUCCCAUGUACAGUUCUGCAAAUGAUGUUUUCAAUGUGUUCCAGGGCAUUGGUUUAAAAUUACUUACCAAUUCAGAUGUGAAAAAGCCAAUCAUCUGCAGUCCCAUUGUGUACUAUUCCCGUACUCUGGCUAAAGAAGAUAUAUCAAGUGAUGUAGCAAUACAAGAAAUGGCAGUUCCAUUUUCCAUUGGUGCUGGUAUGAGUGGCCCAGGUCCUCAACCUGUAAAAGAGACAAUCCGUAAAUUCUUUCCAGAAACAUGGAUUUGGGAUCUAGUCUCUGUUGGGGAGACGGGCACACUUGACAUUCCAAAGACAGUCCCAGAUACCAUUACUGAAUGGCAGGCAGAUGCUUUUUGCACUUCUCCUCAGGGAUUUGGACUAGCGCCCUCUGUGGGUCUGACAGCAUUCCAGCCAUUCUUCGUAGAGCUUACACUGCCAUAUUCAGUGGUCCGGGGUGAAGAAUUUAAGCUGAAAGCAUCAGUUUUUAACUACAUGUCCCAAUGCAUUAUGGUGAAGGUCACUCCAGCUGAGUCUUCUGAGUAUCAGUUAAAAGAGUGUGAGAGGUGUGAAUACAAAAGCUGCCUGUGCCCUGAUGAGACCAAAAUAUUCCACUGGACUCUUAUUCCCAAAGCACUGGGUGAAGUGAAUGUCACUGUACGUGCUGAGGCACUGAGCACUGAAGACCUGUGUGGAAAUGAGGCAGCAGUUCUGCCAGAAACUGGACGUGCCGAUGUUGUCAUAAAGAAAUUGCUAGUAGAGUCAGAGGGAGUACUACAAUCAACUGCAGAAAAUGCACUGUUGUGUCCUCAUGGUGAACCAGAAAUAACAAGCAUUUCUUUACACCUCCCAGAUGUGUUCAUAGAUGGAUCAGCUAAAGCAUUGGUUUCAGUCCUAGGUGAUGUGAUGGGCAGGGCCAUGCAAAAUAUUGACCAACUUCUUGCCAUGCCUUAUGGAUGUGGAGAACAGAAUAUGUUGCUUUUUGCUCCAAAUAUUUAUAUUAUGCGGUAUUUAGAAGCAACAUCUCAAAUGACACAACAAAUCAAAGCCAAGGCGAUCAAUUUCAUGGAAAGUGGUUACCAGAGAGAACUGAACUAUAAACACACAGAUGGAUCCUACAGUGCCUUUGGAAAUUCUGAUGAAUCUGGCAACACCUGGUUAACAGCAUUCGUAAUGAAGUCUUUUGGCAGUGCAAGCCGCUUUAUUUAUGUUAAUCCUGUUGAUAUCAGUGAUGCCAAAAAGUGGCUUGGGUUACAUCAACUAAACAAUGGCUGCUUUAUGAAUGUUGGAAAACUAUUCCAUAGUGGAAUGAAGGGUGGAGUAAAUGAUGAAAUUUCCCUAACUGCAUACAUUGCUACAGCCCUACUGGAAUUGGACACCCCAUUCACUGAUUCUAUUUUAAAGAACAGUCUUGCUUGUUUAAGAUCAUCAUUAGAUAAUGUGACUGACAUCUAUACAAAAGUACUCUUGUCCUACAUGUUUACUUUGGCAAAAGAUGAAGAGGCACGGAGCUCAAUGCUGUCUUACUUGGACCAAGCAGCCAUUAAGACAGAUGGUUUUCUACACUGGCAGCGAGCUGGAACAAACAAUAAUGAACUCUCUGUUCAAGUGGAGAUGACAUCUUACGUUCUACUGGCACUGCUGUCUGGACCCCCUCUUCCUGGAUUUGACAUCAAUUACGCAUCUAAGAUUGUUCAGUGGCUUGUUCACCAACAGAACUCUCAAGGAGGCUUCUCAUCCACGCAGGACACAGUUGUAGCACUGCAGGCUCUGGCUCCAUAUGCUGCCCAAGUAUUCAAACCAGAAGGGUCCAGCACGGUGACCAUUAGCUCUGCAAAGGGAUUUCAGACGCAAUUCCAUGUAGACCAAAUUAAUAGACUUCUCUAUCAAGAAAAGGUGCUACAGGAAGUCCCUGGAGAAUACACCAUUGAGACUAAUGGCAACAUGUGUGCUUUUGUACAGUUGUCUCUUCAGUAUAAUAUUCCUCCUCCUCCUGACUUCACCACUUUCAGCAUCUCAGCUGAAGCACAAGGAAACUGCAACAUCAGUGAGAAGAACAGCUUGAACGUCAAAAUUGUUGUCAGCUACAAUGGAAAUCGACAAAGGACAAACAUGGUCAUUAUAAACAUAAAACUCUUGUCUGGUUAUUCUGUGAAUAAAUUCUCUCUUGCAAUGAUAAAGUAUAUGUCAUCUGUGAGGCGAAUUGAUCAGGAUAAUGGAUAUAUUGACAUCUAUAUUGAAGAGCUGGUGCCAAAAGAGCCAAUGACUUUCACCUUAACUAUUGAAGAGGAGAUUCCGGUGAAGAAUAUCAAACCAGCUACUGUCAAGAUCUAUGAUUAUUAUCAGCCAAAUGACCAUGCUGAAUCUGAAUACAAAUCUCCUUGCAGUACAGAUGAUGGAGAAGAAAAUGAAUCCUGAAUGAAAAACAUUGAAUAUUGCAUCUCUGUCACUUAAAUUUCUGCUCUUGGAUUCUUAAAAUAUUUUUGCUUCCUGAUUUCAUUCAGCAGUGUUGAGAAGCCAGUCAUUGAUGUUAUAUAUCAACAUGUUCACAACUAACAAGCAUGAGUUGUUUCAGCAUAAGAUAAUAAUAUCAUGAUGGUAUGAAUCAUUUUUGUGAGUCCAUAUUGUCACUGCUCACUUGAUGGUAGUACUGAAAAAGAAAUCUAUAAAGUAAAAUUUCAGCUCUCAUUUGUUUUUACUUUUAGUAUAGUGAAUACCAACACAUACAGUGUAGUGAGGAUGGGUGGUUGGAAAAUAUGUAUUAAGGUCCUUUGAUUUAAAACUGUGGGAACUAUGGACUGUUUGGUGAACCAAUCUUUAGAUUUUUAAGUAAAAAGCAAUUUUUAUAGAAGUAAACCUUCUGCAACACUUUUUAAUGUUUAACAAGCCUUUACAAUUCCAUCCAUUUUGUCUUUUUCUAAGAAUAGAGAGGAUUAUUUGACACCAAGCAUUAUUGAAAUGCAAUAAAUGAAUAUGAUUGGAUAUAUUUACCCCACCUUCAUCAUUCUUCAGAACAGAAACCAUUUCUUCUAAUUACAUUGAUAAAAAGAAAGUCAAGUGUCUCUACAACUGAUGCAUACUUAUUGAGACUUUCAUUACCCCCUCUUUCUUUUGCUGUAUUCACUUGUACUUUUUUAUUUUGUUUUAUGUACAUUAAACUCCGUCUGUCUGUAAGAAAUACUUUCAGUUGACCUCUGUAAUUCUCUUAUAAAAAUCACUCUCAUGGGAUAAUGUCAUGAAAUGCUGUAUAUUAUAAUACAAUAAAUUCCACUUACAGUACUAUACUGGAACACUAUUUGAAAGUCUCAUUGAUUUGGAAUGUUGUAAACCAAAGCACAUGUCCGUUUGUUGGACAAAUACCAAAGCCUUUUUUGGUUAUAUAUGGAAAUAAAAUAAGUAAGAAAGAA